CGAAACCGGCAAGACCAUCACGCCUCAUAUCCAACAACAUGAAGUUCCAAACUACCCUCGCCAUUCUCGGCCUCGUUGGCGCGAGCGUCGUUGGUGCUGCACCAGUUGAGGAGCGCGACGCUCACAACGCUGAAUACAAAAAGGUCAUUGGCAAGCGCCAGUUCUAUCCAGUGUACGGAGUUGACGAGGGAGAGAGCGACAAAGUGGACAAGCGCCAAUUCUACCCAGUCUACGGAGUCGAUGAGAACGACAAGGUCAAGCGCCAGUUCUACCCGGUUUACGGCGUGGACGAGAAUGACAAGGUCAAGCGCCAGUUCUACCCAGUCUACGGCGUGGACGAGAACGACAAGGUCAAGCGCCAGUUCUAUCCAGUCUACGGCGUAGACGAGAACGACAAGGUCAAGCGCCAGUUCUAUCCAGUAUAUGGUGUCGAUGAGAACGACAAGGUGGAGAAGCGCCAGUUCUAUCCGGUAUAUGGUGUCGAUGAGAACGAUAAGGUGGAGAAGCGCCAGUUCUACCCAGUAUAUGGCGUCGAUGAGAACGACAAGGUAGAGAAGCGCCAGUUCUACCCGGUCUAUGGCGUUGAUGAGAACGACAAGGUGGAGAAGCGCCAGUUCUACCCGGUCUACGGCGUUGACGAGGAAACGGGCGCUGAGAACUAGGUGGUAAAUCCAUUGAUCUCACCCGCAGGCUCGUUGUCGGUAGUGAGCCAGACGUGUUGGUUGUAAUGCGCUAUCGCAGGCACUAGCUAGCAUAACCGUCGUUGUAUGCAAUACGUCGCGCUAUUCAACAAUUGCAGGCGGUCUAGUGGUUCUACUCUAGGGUAGAUUGAAAUACUAGUUGCCCGGGACUUCUUCGGCUUGUUUGU
This is a messenger RNA of Pseudocercospora fijiensis CIRAD86, 868 nucleotides long. RefSeq lists its product as uncharacterized. The transcript has 11 exons. NCBI's taxonomy places the organism in Eukaryota, Fungi, Ascomycota, Dothideomycetes, Mycosphaerellales, Mycosphaerellaceae. The coding region runs from base 39 to 662 and encodes 207 amino acids. The record is from RefSeq and is a predicted model, not a curated record.